GAAAUAGAACAGGAGAGAAAACCUAUGGAAGAUUUGUCCAAGUUUGUUCAUAGUCCUGCCCAUCUGGCAGUUGCACGCCGAGAUUAUGCUACCCUUAGGCAAAUUAUCUCAGCCCUCCCACGUCUUGCCAAGGCUGGUGAAGUCAAUACUGAAGAAGAGUCUCUUGCGGCUGAGCAACAGGCGGAUUCUGUCUCUGCUGUCAUUGACCGCCGGGAUGUUCCUGGCAGAGAAACUCCUUUGCACCUUGCUGUCAGGCUGCGGGAUCCAAUCUCCGCUGAGAUUUUAAUGGCAGCUGGUGCUGACUGGAGUCUGCAGAAUGAGAAUGGCUGGAGUGCACUUCAAGAAGCAGUUUGCACGAGAGAGGAGACAAUCGCCAUGAUAAUUGCUCGGCAUUACCAGCCUCUUGCUUGGGCAAAAUGGUGUCGAAGGCUCCCGCGGAUUGUUGCUUCAGCAGCUCGUAUUCAUGAUUUUUAUAUGGAGAUAACUUUUCAUUUUGAGAGUUCUGUCAUACCAUUUAUUGGUCGUAUUGCCCCGUCAGAUACUUACCGCAUUUGGAAGCGUGGUUCUAACCUCCGUGCUGAUAUGACUCUUGCUGGCUUUGAUGGUUUUCGCAUUCAGAGGUCAGAUCAAACAUUUCUAUUUCUUGGGGAGGGAUACUCCUCAGAGGAUGGCAACAUAUCUUUGGCACCAGGUUCUUUGGUUGUUCUUGCCCACAAGGAAAAGGAGGUUACAAAUGCGUUGGAGGGGGCUGGUGCCCAACCAACUGAAGCAGAAGUUGCCCAUGAAGUGGCUUUGAUGUCUCAAACUAACAUGUAUAGGCCAGGCAUUGACGUCACUCAAGCGGAGCUUGUUCCACAUUUGAAUUGGAGGCGGCAAGAGAGGACAGAAAUGGUUGGAAAUUGGAAGGCCAAAGUUUAUGACAUGCUUCAUGUUAUGGUCAGUGUGAAGUCAAGACGGGUUCCUGGUGCUAUGACUGAUGAAGAGCUUUUUGCAGUGGAUGAGGAAGAGAGAUUAGGAAAUGCUGCUGAAAAUGAUGAGUUUGAUGAUGUGUUGACUGCUGAGGAGAGGAAACAGUUAGAUUCUGCACUUCGUACAGGGAACUCAGAUGGUGUUGGUGAUGAUGAGGAGCCUAGUGUUGUUGAGUACCAAGAAAAUGGCUCUGGAGGAAUCUUUGAAAAUGGCGACUCUAAUGGUUCCAUUAAGGAGAAGAAGAGUUGGUUUGGUUGGAAGAACAAAGGUUCAAAGAACACUAGUGAUGAUCCUGAAGAUUCAAAGAUCUUGAAAAAAUUUUCAAAAUUAGCACCAGAAGGUGGCACCCAGAAACCUGUUGAUCAUCAAAAAUCAUCUGAAUCUGCUAGGGAGGAUAUGGCUGAUGCCAAGAAGGGAAAAGAUAAAAGCAGCAAGAAGAAGAAGAAGAAAGGGCCCAGUAGCGAAUCUAAGCAUGAGAGUGAGUACAAGAAGGGCUUGAGACCCAUCUUGUGGCUCACACCAGAUUUUCCUUUGAAAACUGAGGAGCUCCUGCCUUUACUUGACAUAUUAGCCAACAAAGUCAAGGCUAUUAGGAGACUCAGAGAGCUUUUGACAACAAAACUUCCCCUGGGAACAUUUCCUGUCAAGGUUGCCAUCCCUAUUGUCCCAACUAUUCGGGUGCUUGUUACUUUUACAAAAUUUGAGGAGCUACAGCCAUCAGAAGAAUUCUCAACACCUCUCUCCAGCCCAGCUCAUUUCCAGGAGGCGAAGUCCAAGGAAUCUGAAGGGGCUUCAUCAUCGUGGAUUUCAUGGAUGAGGGGGAGUCGAGGUGGGCAAUCGAGUGAUAGUGAUAGUCACCGGUACAAGGAUGAGAUUGAUCCUUUCCUCAUACCAUCAGACUAUACUUGGGUUGAUGCCAAUGAGAAGAAACGCCGCAUGAAAGCCAAGAAAGCCAAGAACAAGAAGCACAGGAAACAAGCUGCAGCCAGAGGUGAGGAAGGGCGGGCACAACAUUUGAGUGAAGAUGUGGAAGAAUAAAUGUACCAAAUAGUCCAAUGUUCUUUGCCACUUGAAAAUCAUUUUGCAUAGGCAAGGCUCUGCUUCGCACAUUGACCAGUCUUCGUUUGAAUGAAGCAGUGGAUGAAUCCCAGGAUAUUUGUUAGGUGAUUACUUCAUUAGGAGGACUGUUGUAUUUUUAUGUGAUGUGAAAUUGGAGAGGAACAAGAUUUCCUUCGCCUUUAAUAUAGCUCACUCUCAUUCCCCUUCCCUUCUCCCCUCUUUAUUUUUUCAGACAUCAAUCUUUGUAUCUACGCCUCAGCUUAUCAAGUUUACCUAUUUUGUGAUUGUCAA
Molecule: messenger RNA, 2319 nt
Organism: Populus euphratica (Euphrates poplar)
Lineage: Eukaryota; Viridiplantae; Streptophyta; Magnoliopsida; Malpighiales; Salicaceae
Product: ankyrin repeat domain-containing protein 13C-A-like
Exons: 2
Coding region: 25-2007 (660 amino acids)
Cellular component (GO): cytoplasm
Molecular function (GO): protein binding
Source: RefSeq, a predicted model, not a curated record